CGUCGUGCGGUCAAACCCCCCCGGGGCUCCGAGUUUCAAUGCAAAGUUUCCCCGGAACAGCUGAUAUGGACGCGGGGCUCCGUUACCCGGGCAAGGUGGUGGUCGUGACGGGGGGCACCAGCGGCAUAGGUCUGGCCAUCGUGGAAGAAUUUGUUCGCCAGGGAGCCUCGGUGGUCUUUUGUGCCCCAGGAUCUGAAGAAGAAAGGGGACGAGCAAUUGAGGAGGACCUGAAAAAUUCUGGGAGCCCAGGGAAAAGUUGCUUCCAGGUCUGUGAUGUCCGCAGUGAGACGGACAUUAAGGCAUUGAUUUCGGUGACCAUAGAACGUUACGGAAACCUGGACUGCCUAGUGAACAAUGCCGGAGGGCACCCCCCUGACCAGACGAUAGAUGAGGUGAGCGCCCAGGAGUUCCGUGGCCUCAUGGACCUCAACGUAGUGAGCUGUUUCUUAGCAUCAAAGUUUGCAUUGCCCUACCUUCGGAAAUCAAGAGGGAACAUCAUUAACAUUGCCAGUCUCGUGGGGAGUAUUGGGCAGAAGUGUGCCGUGCCGUAUGUGACCACCAAGGGCGCUCUUCUAGCAAUGACCAAAGCCAUGGCUAUAGAUGAGAGCAAAUAUGGUGUACGAGUCAACAGCAUCUCACCUGGGAACAUCUGGACUCCUAUGUGGAAAAACCUAGCCAGCCAGGUGGCCAAUGAGGAAGCAGCGAUCCAGGAAGGCAGCGAUGCUCAGCUCCUGGGACGGUUUGGGACUCCAGCGGAGGUGGCGGCGGCUACCCUGUACCUGGCUGCGGAUGGCAAGUUUUGCACAGGUAUCGACCUAGUGCUCAGUGGCGGAGCUGAACUUGGCUACGCAAAGAAGAACCAGUUUGACCUGUGACAGCUAGUGGGUUAGAGCUGGGAGCCAGCCAGCUCAAGGAAGUGAAAGAGCAUUAGCGAUUGCAAAUGGGGAGGGCAGAAGAGCUGGAACCGUUAAACGCCUGGCUACUGUCUUUGUUUCUUGGCAGAACUUCAUUUUAGCAAACUCACUGUGAACAAGAGAGUGAGGCCAGCCACAGGUUCUUGUUUCUCUUUCUCUGUUUUUGGGUGUGCACUGGUAGGCUGGUGGUCGCCUCGAUUGGGACUUCCCAUGCUUUAUUAUGCUUUGGGUUUUGUCGACAGGCAUUGUAUUUUGCACCUGAGGUUUUUAAUAUGAAGCGGACCAUCUUCCAGAGCAGCAGGGUAUGAAUAUUUUAAUAAACAUUCCUAAAUCA
Sphaerodactylus townsendi is the source of this 1248-nucleotide messenger RNA. RefSeq names its product 17-beta-hydroxysteroid dehydrogenase 14-like. Bases 39 to 875 code for a protein of 278 amino acids. Gene Ontology annotation, biological process: steroid catabolic process. The transcript has 9 exons. Gene Ontology annotation, cellular component: cytosol. The record is from RefSeq and is a predicted model, not a curated record. NCBI's taxonomy places the organism in Eukaryota, Metazoa, Chordata, Lepidosauria, Squamata, Sphaerodactylidae. Gene Ontology annotation, molecular function: estradiol 17-beta-dehydrogenase [NAD(P)+] activity.